Soboliphyme baturini is the source of this 804-nucleotide messenger RNA. The record is from the annotation of a GenBank genome assembly. Lineage: Eukaryota; Metazoa; Nematoda; Enoplea; Dioctophymatida; Soboliphymatidae.
AUGUAUGCGCUGCUUUUGGUCUGUUUGGUAGUUGGGUUCGUAUCGCUUACAAAUGCAGAGGAUUCGUUGGAGGUAGUCAAAGAAAAUGCCAAGUUCAAAGGAAACUUUCUCUAUGGAGGAAGGGGCGAAAAGUUUAAGCUGGCUUGUGUUGCACCAGCUGAUCUACCCCGGAAAGAUCGCAGCAAUUUGAUUUGGUUUGAGAAAGAUCGAAACGUAUGCGGCGAAAAAUUGUGCGAGGCCGUUGAGCAGAAGUACAAACAUUCUGCACGGGUUAUCGAAUGGACAUUGAAAGAAGAUACGGUACUAACCUGUGCGUACAUUGCCGAACCGACACAGUGGAAGAAUGUUUCUGUCCACGUUUUCGCCGAUUCAGGGUUCCACAGUGAUCUGUAUGAAGUGAGGCCACAUGCGGCCAAAAUUCUUUUGUGUAUCGUCAUCUGCAAUUACUUUGACUGGAGCCAGCGCUCUUGUCGAUUUUUACCAAGACCAAGACAGUGCGCUUCUCUUAUGUGGUGGCAGUUGCAGAUACUUCUAACCUUGAUGACCGUUUUGCCGAAUAAUGGAACUCUCUCUUUCGCUAAGACGUACCUGGUGGACAGCGGUGUGUACUUUUGUCGUUCUACGGUAGAUAAAACUAAGCGUGGAUCGAUUAUUGUCGUGAAAGGCAAAGCACACAUUCCCGAGAGAAAUACCGGAAGCAUCAAUCGUUUGCAGGGCGAUAACUUGGAGAUUCACUGUGAUGUUUACGGAUAUCCGCUGCCGACUGUUACGUGGAAGAGAGACAACGAGGAUCUGAGUAAAUAA